AUGCAAUUUAUGAUAUUGAUAAUAUGCGUGAUCGGCGCUAGCGCUCACACUCUUGAGAUGCCUGAAGAUCUAAAGGAAAAAGGUCUGAUAGAUUGGAUUAAUAACUGGAUCGGAACAACAUCGACGCUACCGACCAUAGUAAUACCGGCAAACGACCCACCCGAGGACUGCCCUCCUUGCCAAUGUGGGAUAGCUCGUACAAGAAGGCGUAUCGUAGGUGGGUCCGAAACCAAAAAGCUAGAGUUGCCAUGGAUGGCAGCCCUUUUCUAUGGAGGAAGAUUCUAUUGUGGAGGCUCCGUCAUAAAUGAUUUGUACAUAGCUACAGCUGCCCAUUGUACUUCUGGAUUCCGCAAGGAGAAGAUCACAGUUCGAUUACUAGAACAUGACAGAAGCACGGCCAAUGAAACCAAGACUGUUGAAAGAAAAGUGGCCAGUAUUAUCAGACAUCUUAGAUACAACCCAAGCACAUACGACAAUGAUAUUGCUUUAUUAAAACUGGACAAGAGAAUCGAUCUCAGCAGCGCCGUAAAGAAGCGUCUUGGUUUAGAGGAAGAAUCUGAUAUUAGCGACAUUGGUGUCCGCCCUGUUUGUCUGCCACCAGCAAACCUGUCCUUUAGUAACGAAACAGCCAUGGUUUCUGGAUGGGGCACUACGGAAGAGGGCGGAUCAGUUUCUAGUACCCUACAAGAGGUCCAUGUUCCAAUAUUAUCAAACUCUGAAUGUCGUGAAACAACUUAUGGAAGCAGAAUCACAGAAAACAUGAUUUGUGCCGGAUAUGACGAGGGAGGUCGCGAUGCCUGUCAGGGUGAUUCUGGCGGUCCACUACACGUACGCAAUACUACUACUGAGGCUUAUGAGGUUGUUGGUGUGGUCUCCUGGGGGGAAGGAUGUGCUAGACCAGGCCGUCCUGGUGUAUAUUCAAGAGUAAACAGAUACUUGAGUUGGAUCAAAAGCAAUACAAGAGAUGCUUGCUACUGCCAAUGAAUUAACAUUGUCUGUCCCAUAAGAUAGAACAAAAUUAACGUUAUUAAAAUUAGUUUUUGACAAUUGUAUUUAGAAAACAACUAAGUAUUAGUUAAAAAAGGCUGAACACCUAUUCCACACAAAUAUAAAACGCCAAGAAUACACUAGCUGUCCUUA
This is a messenger RNA of Pieris brassicae (large cabbage white), 1140 nucleotides long. RefSeq names its product trypsin-7-like (gene P37k). Gene Ontology annotation, biological process: proteolysis. The coding region runs from base 1 to 984 and encodes 327 amino acids. The transcript has 6 exons. NCBI's taxonomy places the organism in Eukaryota, Metazoa, Arthropoda, Insecta, Lepidoptera, Pieridae. The record is from RefSeq and is a predicted model, not a curated record. Gene Ontology annotation, molecular function: serine-type endopeptidase activity.